AUGCCAGCGCAGCUCACCUUGACUUACAUGCCAUGCACCAUGUGCCUUAUCUCUCCCUCCCUCCAUCCAGCUACCUAUACCGCAUACACGCGUCUCCGUCCGCCCAUCCCUCCAUAUUCGAUCGCAACCGCGUGUGGCACGUGCCGGCCCAUCUGGACGUGCAUGCCAUGCGCGCUGCAGCGGCAACUCUCUGCGGCUUCCACGACUUCUCCUCCUUCAGGGCCUCAGGCUGCCAGGUGCGCUUGUGCUGUGAGAUGCCAUGCGCACUCGCUGCAACCCAGUACAUCCAUGUGCCACGUGCCGGCCCACCUGGACGUGCCGGCCCAUCUGGACGUGCCUGCCCACCUGGACGUGCCGGCCCACCUGGACGUGCCGGCCCACCUGGACGUGCCGGCCCAUCUGGACGUGCCUGCCGGCCCAUCUGGACGUGCCUGCCUGCCCACCUGGACGUGCAUGCCAUGCGCGCUGCAGCGGCGGCUCUCUGUAAGUGGGUUCCACGACUUCACCUCCUGCAGAGCCUCAGGCUGCCUGCCAGGUGCGCUUGUGGGUGCAGCAGCAGUGAGCCAGAUUUUCUGCCACAUGCACACAGCAGUAGCCAAGCCAGCAGCAGCUGUAGUUUUAUGUGGCUCGCCUCGUCUGUUUUCCUCCUCCUCCUCCACUCCGCUUCUCUCCCCCGUGCUCCUCCACUCCGCUUCUCUCCCCCGUGCUCCUCCACUCCGCUUCUCUCCCCCGUGCUCCUCCACUCCGCUUCUCUCCCCCGUGCUCCUCCACUCCGCUUCUCUCCCCCGUGCUCCUCCACUCCGCUUCUCUCCCCCGUGCUCCUCCACUCCGCUUCUCUCCCCCGUGCUCCUCCACUCCGCUUCUCUCCCCCGUGCUCCUCCACUCCGCUUCUCUCCCCCGUGCUCCUCCACUCCGCUUCUCUCCCCCGUGCUCCUCCACUCCGCUUCUCUCCCCCGUGCUCCUCCCCUUCUGGCACGCCCUCCCCUUCUGGCACGCCCUCCCCUUCUGGCACGCCCUCCCCUGAUCGUCCCUCUUCCUCCCACCCACGUCUGCAUGCAUUUCCCUUCUCUCUCCCGAUCCACACCAUACCUCCCUCCCACCAGGCGCGCUCUCCUCUCCACUCGUUCACAGAGCUCUCGUGAGCUCUCCAUCUUUGAGGUGCCCUCCUGGUCCGCCAGCCUGCCCGCUCUGACUCUCCCCCACUACCCCAUCCCCACCACUCCACACCACUCUCCACCAAUCCUUUUCGCUUUUCUCCACCAGGCGCGCUCCCCUCUCCGCUCUCUAAGUGAGCUCUCCGUAUUUGAGGUGCCCUCCUGGUCCGCCUGCCUGCCCGCCUCCUCCCACCCCUCCUGCACCACGUGGCAAGGGCCUGAAGGGCCAAAAGGGGAGGCAGAGGGACGUGAAGUAUCCACCUGGCACGGCCCUGAGAGGGCGAAAGCAGGCACAGAGGGAGGCGAAGGGGAGGCGGUAGCGGUUGUGUGUGGAGAGAAACGAGGGAGGGAAGAGGAGGGAGUGUGUGCAGAGGGGAGGGCAGAGGGGGCGAGUGGCAAGAGGCUGCGUGGGGAAGAGAGAGGGGAGGAGUCGCGGGGAGAAGAGGAGGAUGGGGUGGAGAAAGAGGAAGGGGGUGGAGGAGAGAAAAGAGCGGAAACGAAAGGGGAGAGUGAGAAAGAGGAGACAAGGAGAGUGAGGGAGGGGACAAGGGAGGAGGGGGAAGGGAAGGAAGGGGAGGGAGGGGAAGGAGGGGAGGAAGGGAAGGAAAGGGAGGAAAAGGGGGACAGUGUGGAAAGUGGCGAAGGGGUGCAGAUGCUGGUGGUGCGGGCGAGGGCCCCCUCGUUCCUGUACCACCAGGUGCGGCUGCUGGUGGGACUGCUCAAGGCCGUUGGUGCAGGGGCCGUGCAGCCUGAUACAGGUGCGGCUGCUGGUGGGGCUGCUCAAGGCCUGGCCGUGGGAACAGGGGCCGUGGAGCCUGGCGCAGAGAACCUGUACCUUCAGGUGCGGCUGCUGGUGGGGCUGCUCAAGGCCGUGGGAGCAGGAGCAGUGCAUAUCGACAGAGGUGGGAAAGGGGGUUUGGGGGGGGGGGGGGGGGGGGGGGGGAAGGGGGGAGAGUGGGAGGGGGGGAUAUGUCAUUGGUUUCCAGGUCUGUACCACCAGGUGCGACUGCUGGUGGGGCUGGUCAAGGCCGUGGGAGCAGGGGCGGUGCACCCCAACACAGGUGAGGGAGAGGAGGGGAGAACAGGGAUGUGGGGAGACGUGAAGGUGGGGGGAGAGAAGGGAAUAAGAAACUUCAAAUCAAUCCCGGAGGCAAGGGACAUCCAGGGAGUGCCGCCCAUGGUUUUGAGAGCGCCCUCUUUUUACAUCAAAUCACCAUGUCCUCUUCCCUCCCCUUCCUUGCUUUCCCCUCCACCUCCCCUCCCGGAAGUCGACUCCACUCACAUCACAAUGUUCCUGCCCUCCCCGCCUUCCGUCUGCCUCGCCUCCCCUCCCCUGAGGCAUACUCGAUAA
Molecule: messenger RNA, 2505 nt
Organism: Closterium sp. NIES-65
Lineage: Eukaryota; Viridiplantae; Streptophyta; Zygnematophyceae; Desmidiales; Closteriaceae
Source: the annotation of a GenBank genome assembly